Paramuricea clavata is the source of this 819-nucleotide messenger RNA. NCBI's taxonomy places the organism in Eukaryota, Metazoa, Cnidaria, Anthozoa, Malacalcyonacea, Plexauridae. The record is from the annotation of a GenBank genome assembly.
AUGCCUGAGACAAAUCAAGAAAAAAACGAUGCGCAGAGUGUCGAAAAACAAGAGCCACCCCCAUUGCAACCGCAAGAAGGCGAACAAGAACAAGAUGGUGUAAGUGAACAUUCGGAAAAAGAAUAUGAGGAAUUUGAAGAAUUUGACGAUGCCGACUACGACUACUACGGUGGUGCUGACGGCGUAGAUCCCGAGGAAGAUUUUAAGGACAACAACGACGACAACGUUUGUGACAACAACAAUGAUUUCGACUAUCUUGAUGACGAUGAAGACGAAGCAGGCAACGCGGACGACAAAAUAUAUCGUACAUUUAUGCAACAACUAAUUGAGGCAAGGCAAAAAAGUGCGCAGAAACAACGCGAUUCACGAUUUAUUCCCGCGACACGUCGUUAUCUUCACGCCCCGUUUGUACAACGUGAAAAAUCACUCAACAAAACCCUCAUCAGGAAUUUAAUGUACUUAGUUAAAAAUAUUGUAUCGGGAGAUAUCGGUAUAAAUGUCGCGGACAUUGAUAAAGAUUUGAUGCGGGAACUACUACACAAAAACACGUCAAAAGAUGAAAUUCGAUUACAUCUCAUCGAGGACCGUAGAUUGCACAUCUAUUUUCGACGCGCCUUGAAUGUUAUAGAAGAAACUAAAAAAAAUGGGGGACAACGUGAAAAAACUAAUGAUGUUAGACCACGAGAAGUACAACAAUCUAGUGAAGAUGUUAGAAGUAGUUACCCAACGGCAAAACAUUCUGACCGAUGCCACCCGUACACCCGCAGAAGCGGAACUGGUCGAAAGUCACGGGGAUAUGAUGAAAGCGGUAAAAACUGA